AUGGCGGUUCAUAUUCACAACCCUAACUUUUUCCACACUCAUCAACUCCGAUCAUCUCUUUCCUCAGCCUCUGCAUCACAUGCACCUGCUUCAUAUCUCUUUUCCAGAUACUCUCCUGCAAAAAUCAUCUGCAAAUCCAGUAACCAAGAUGACUAUCUCAUUGAUGCUCCUGUUUCUGUUGGAGACGGAUUCUCUUUCAGUGGAGGGAAGUAUUCGGAUCAACCAAGUCCAUCAGAUGAAUGGUUAAAGCAAGGAAAAUGGGUUAAAGCUCAUAGAGUUGGUGGAUCAGGUGCAGAAGCCAAAGAUCCGAUUUUUGGAUUAACAAUGGGAGCUAGCUCUCAAGCUUCAAAAGAUAUUUUCAGAUGGUUUUGUGUAGAAUCUGGAAGUCCUGAUAGUCCUCCUGUUAUACUCAUCCAUGGAUUCCCAUCUCAGGCAUACUCUUACCGGAAAGCUCUCCCCGUUCUUUCCAAGAACUACCGCGCCAUUGCUUUUGACUGGUUAGGAUUUGGAUUUUCUGACAAGCCUCAGGCCGGAUAUGGAUUCAACUAUACAUUAGACGAGUUUGUUUCGUCGCUUGAGUCAUUCAUUGAUGAAGUAACUACCAGUGAGGUCUCAGUCUCACUUGUGGUGCAGGGCUACUUCUCAACUGCUGCGGUAAAAUAUGCAAGAAACCGACCGGAGAAGAUCAAGAAUCUCAUACUCUUGAAUCCUCCUCUCACACCUGAACAUGCUAAACUUCCUUCAACAUUGUCUGUGUUCAGCAACUUCUUGCUCGGAGAGAUUUUCUCUCAGGAUCCUCUAAGAGCAAGUGACAAGCCAUUGACAAGCUGUGGUCCUUACAAAAUGAAAGAAGAUGAUGCAAUGGUUUACCGAAGACCGUAUCUCACCUCAGGUUCUUCUGGUUUUGCCCUUAACGCCAUUAGCAGAGCCAUGAAGAAACAGCUGAAGGGCUAUGCAGAAGAGAUGAGGACAUCACUGAUGGAUAAAGACUGGAAGAUUCCGACCACCGUGUGCUGGGGACAGCGAGACAAGUGGCUAAGCUAUGAAGGAGUUGAAGACUUCUGCAAGAGUUCGGGACACAAACUCGUUGAGCUUCCAAUGGCUGGUCAUCAUGUACAAGAGGAUUGUGGAGAGGAGCUUGGAGGAAUAAUCUCAAGAAUCAUACUCAAAUCUGCUCUUCUCUAA
Molecule: messenger RNA, 1185 nt
Organism: Microthlaspi erraticum
Lineage: Eukaryota; Viridiplantae; Streptophyta; Magnoliopsida; Brassicales; Brassicaceae
Source: the annotation of a GenBank genome assembly